AUGAACGAGAAAAGUGAAAAUGGACUGGAACUAACUAAGACUAAGAAAAACGAUGCAGAAACUAAUGGAAAUGGAGCUACAAAAAAACCAAAAGAACCAGUGACAUGUGGUGGCCUGAUCAAAAGAUUUUUUACCUUCUUCACUGUAGAACCUUUUUUACUGUGCUACAUUAUACCUAUAGCUGUAUCAGGAUUAGCUGUACAGAAACUGAACAUAGAAAAAGCCUGUCGUGUUGACUUGAAUCUAACAGAAGAGAUCUGUCUGCAAGCAGUGAAUGGUGAAAUCAGUGAGAAUGAUACAUUUGGUCUAGCUGCUCAAUUAAAUGCUACUAAACUGGUUGCAGAUAUGACGGCUUGGCAAAGUCCCUUACAGAGCGCUUUUCCUGCCAUUAUUAUAUUGAAUGUUGGAGCAUGGAGCGACAAAACAGGCAAUAGAAAGGCACUGAUGCUCAUACCUGUAAUAGGUGAAAUUAUUUCUUCGUGUGGUUUGCUCCUUACAACGUACAUGUUCCUAGAAUGGCCUUUAUGGGUCACCGCACUGAUAGAAGCAUUACCCUCAUUAACUGGAGGUUAUUCGAUCGCGUUGAUGGGUUCAUACAGCUUCAUAGCAGACCUCACGACUGUAGAAUCAAGAACGUUCAGAAUUGGUUUGGUUGGAAUCAUCGUAACUUUAGGAAUACCUUUUGGUACAUCAAUUAGUGGUGUUUUGACCGAAGCUGUGGGUUAUUAUGGAAUAUUUUCAAUCAAUUUGGCAUUGUAUCUUUUGGCGUUUAUCUACACUUACUUCAGAAUCAAGAAUGUUAGAACUGUGAAGUUGGAAGGAACUUUGGCCCAAAAAGUGUUGGAUUUCAUUCAUCCUAGGAAUGUUUGGGACACUGUAUCGUUGCUUUUCUUAUCUCGAGGAAAGCAGUUGGUGCAAAUUCUUCUAGUAAUUGGUGCACACAUUGUUAUCAUGGGACCAGUUUUUGGUGAAGCGUCUGUUCUCUUCCUGUACGUUUUGACCAAGUUUAGUAUGAGCGUCGUCGAUUUGAGUUUAUUUAGUACAUACUCAAUAUUAAUGGGCACUGCAGGAUCAGCAGUAGCAGUAACACUCUUCAGUAAAAAACUGAAGAUGCAUGACAGUUUAAUGGGAAUUAUCGCGACUACUUGUAAAACUGUUUCUGCCUUCGUGUAUGGGCUGGCUCCGACCAGGAAUUGGCUGUAUGCUGCCCCAGCUUUUGACUUCUUUGGAAACUCAGGCGCCAUUGCCAUUAGAUCUCUUGGCACUAAAGUUGUGGGUGCAGAAAAAGUUGGUAAAAUAUGUUCGCUGAUUGGGUUCAUUGAAACCCUGAUACCAGUGAUAUAUACACCAAUGUACAGCAAGCUGUUCUCCAACACGGUGGAGACUUUUCCAGGAGCGGUGUACCUGCUGGGAGGGACUAUGACGAUACCUGCCUUCUUGAUAUUCAUAAUACUGUACAUAAUGCACAAACGACAAGAAAGAGACACAGUGAAGAAUCCGACAGAGAAAGAAAUGUAUGCACAUGACAAUUACAUCACAGCUUUGUAG
This is a messenger RNA of Spodoptera littoralis (African cotton leafworm), 1548 nucleotides long. Lineage: Eukaryota; Metazoa; Arthropoda; Insecta; Lepidoptera; Noctuidae. The record is from the annotation of a GenBank genome assembly.